AUGUCUACUAAAUCAUUAAAAGAUUCCGAAUUCAUCAAACUGAAGCACGUUCAGUAAAACUAGAAAAACCAUUACGCUAAUUUUGGGAAGGCAGUUUACUGUUCAGUUGGAUUCCUAAUUCUUUACACAGCGUUAAACCCCACUCAAAUUUCAUAUACAUAGAUUUUAACCAGUAACAACUAUGAUUAAUUAGGCAAUUUUUGUCUAGCUUUGUCAUAUCUAUUUUAUGGCAUUGGAUGUUUAGUAGCAUCAUAUAUAGUAGAAAAUCUAGGUCUAAAAUUCUCUCUCUCAAUUGCUGCUCUAUCUGACACUAUAUGGAUAUUAUCUAUUAUUCCACCAGCAUAUUCUUCUUAAAAUGAUACAAAUAAUGGCAUGAUUAUCACUAAUACAGGCUUUGUAUAUACUACAUAGAUAUUAAUUUAGAUAAUUCAGGGGAUCUGUUUAGGCCUUAAAUGGGUUGCAGGAGGAAAAUAUAUUUCAUAAUGUGCUACAGAAGAAACUAGAGGUUUUUACUUUGGCAUAUUCUGGGGAAUAUUUAUGAUAUCAAUGGUACUAGGCAGUUUAAUAGCAGCAUUCAUUUCGAUUCAUUUCAAUUAGACAACAUUCCUAUUUAUUAUGGCUACUAUUGCUACCUUGUCUAUAGUUGUAUUUUCUACUUUAGCAGAACCCAUCCCUUAAGAAAGAUAUUUACCAGCAGAAAAUGAGAAUGAUUACCAGAGUGAAGAGGAUGAUGAAAUAAUAAAAUUACAAAGCUGCGAAAGGAUUAGGUUGUUUAAAAAAUGUGAAAACUACUAAGCAAUUGAGCAAAAGUCUGAUUCAUGUAAUGAAUAUAAUAGGAGUAUUAAUUAAGUGUUCACAAUUUAAAGAUAAUCAAUAAAAGCUGCUCCAAUUUCCUUGAAAAUUGAGGUAAAAGAAAUAUUACAACUCAUUACUUCUAAAAGGAUGCUGCCUUUGUUGCCACAACUCAUUUGGCUUGGAGCAAGUAUUGCUAUUUAUUCUGGGAUAUUAGUAAUUAUUAUUAUUGAAACACAAUCUUUUGGAGAUGACUAGUAAAAAUUUUUCUAGUCAAUGCUUACAAUGGUAUCAUUUGGAGCAGGUGAGAUUAUGGGUAGCUUAAUUUCUGGCUUAAUGAUAGAUUACUACGGAAAUAAAAAAACUGUUUAUAUGAAUAUUCUAUUGGUAUCUCUUUAAACUUGUCUAAUGUUUGUCUAUAUGAUUGACUAUAAGUUUUCCUCAUUUGCCUUCUUGCUGACAUUUGUGUGGGGCUUAUAAGAUAGCUCAAAUAAUACCUUAUCAGUUGAAAUUCUUGCUUUUGAAUUCACUAAUAAUUCCUAAUCAAUUGCAGUAUCAAAUUUCAGUUUAGCUAUGGGUGCAUUAGCGUUCAAUUUUAUUUAGGGUUUUAUCAAAGGAAAAGAACAGUACUUGAUUUAUACAACAAUUAUUGGGUUUUUUGGAAUAUUAUGUAAUAUUUCAUCAUUAUUUUUCUAAUUCAAACCUAUGCCUAAAGACAGUAAGUAAUCUAUGAAAUCAAUGAAUUAUAAUGAUGAUUGUAAUUGA
Molecule: messenger RNA, 1557 nt
Organism: Stylonychia lemnae
Lineage: Eukaryota; Ciliophora; Spirotrichea; Sporadotrichida; Oxytrichidae
Source: the annotation of a GenBank genome assembly